CUACGGUCUCUUGAGCAUAUACAAAGAAAAAUAAAUGGAGAACGGCAAAUGCAACGGAGGCACGACGGUGAAGUUACCGGAGAUCAAAUUCACCAAGCUUUUCAUCAACGGCCAGUUUCUUGAUGCUGCUUCAGGGAAGACGUUUGAGACAAUAGACCCAAGGAACGGUGAAGUGAUCGCAAAAAUAGCUGAAGGAGAUAAAGAAGACGUUGACUUGGCCGUUAAAGCUGCCCGUCACGCCUUCGACCAUGGUCCUUGGCCUCGCAUGACCGGCUUCGAAAGAGCAAAGCUUAUAAACAAAUUCGCAGACUUAAUAGAGCAAAACAUUGAAGAAUUGGCUAAACUUGAUGCGGUUGACGGUGGAAAAUUGUUCCAAUUGGGGAAAUUUGCUGAUAUUCCUGCCACAGCCGGUCAUUUUCGAUACAAUGCGGGUGCAGCGGAUAAAAUCCACGGCGAAACUCUUAAAAUGACGCGUCAACCUUUGUUCGGAUACACCCUCAAAGAACCUAUUGGAGUGGUUGGUAAUAUCAUCCCUUGGAAUUUCCCAAGCAUUAUGUUUGCCACAAAAGUGGCUCCGGCUAUGGCUGCUGGUUGCACCAUGGUGGUCAAGCCAGCUGAACAGACUUCUCUCUCUGCUCUGUUCUAUGCCCAUCUCUCAAAAGAAGCGGGAAUUCCGGAUGGUGUGCUCAACAUUGUAACUGGUUUUGGAUCAACUGCUGGAGCUGCCAUUGCCUCCCAUAUGGACAUAGACAAAGUUAGUUUCACUGGAUCAACAGAUGUUGGAAGGAAGAUAAUGCAAGCCGCAGCCACAAGUAAUCUCAAAAAAGUUUCCCUUGAACUAGGCGGGAAAUCGCCUCUUCUCAUAUUCAACGACGCUGAUAUUGACAAAGCCGCUGAUCUUGCGCUUCUCGGUUGCUUCUACAACAAGGGUGAGAUUUGCGUGGCGAGCUCUCGUGUGUUUGUUCAAGAAGGUAUAUACGAUAAGGUUGUGGAGAAGUUAAUAGAGAAGGCUAAAGAUUGGACCGUUGGUGACCCUUUUGAUUCCACUGCUAAACAAGGACCUCAAGUGGAUAAAAGACAAUUUGAGAAGAUUCUAUCUUACAUUGAGCACGGUAAAAACGAAGGAGCAACCUUAUUAACUGGAGGUAAAGCCAUUGGAGACAAAGGAUACUUCAUCGAACCAACUAUAUUCGCAGAUGUCACCGAGGAUAUGAAGAUAUACCAAGAUGAAAUCUUUGGACCAGUCAUGUCAUUGAUGAAAUUCAAGACGGUAGAAGAAGGGAUCAAAUGCGCAAACAACACGAAAUACGGUCUUGCAGCAGGAAUACUGAGCCAAAACAUAGACUUGAUCAACACGGUUUCGAGGUCAAUCAAAGCUGGAAUCAUUUGGGUUAAUUGCUAUUUCGGGUUUGAUCUUGAUUGUCCUUACGGUGGCUACAAGAUGAGUGGCAAUUGUCGUGAAAGCGGCAUGGAUGCUCUCGACAACUUUCUACAAACCAAAUCCGUCGUUAUGCCUCUUCACAAUUCCCCUUGGAUGUAGUAAAAUUGUUCAUAAACAUAUAGAAGAAAACUUAAUCAAACAAUAAGACCAAGGCUUGAAU
Molecule: messenger RNA, 1601 nt
Organism: Arabidopsis arenosa
Lineage: Eukaryota; Viridiplantae; Streptophyta; Magnoliopsida; Brassicales; Brassicaceae
Source: the annotation of a GenBank genome assembly